This is a messenger RNA of Acytostelium subglobosum LB1, 513 nucleotides long. RefSeq lists its product as hypothetical. Lineage: Eukaryota; Evosea; Eumycetozoa; Acytosteliales; Acytosteliaceae. The record is from RefSeq and is a predicted model, not a curated record. The annotation marks the transcript as partial. The transcript has a single exon.
AACUUCCAUUUGCAUGGAUGGAUGUGGAGCCACCAGACUGCGAGACGUUUAGCUUACUUGAUAGAUAACAAGUUGAAGAGUUGGCAACCAAAAACUAAAGAGGAUGUCAAGUCAAUUCAAAAGGUGAUUCAGUAUUAUGGAAAAUUCAUUCAUAAUCAUCAUCAUCACGAGGAUGAACAGGCUUGGCCAUUCUUAAUGGAAUGUGAACCAGAGGUCAAAAUACAUCUAGAUCUAGCCGAGACACAACACAAACAAUAUGAUGAUCUAUGGGAUCAAAUAUCUAUUGACCUCAAAGCCCUUGAUAACUUUGAUGCUGCCAACCCCGAGUCCACAACCGAGUCAAUCAAACAACUAUCAACCAAGUUCAAGGAGUUAAAAGACAAUGUAGAUAAUCAUUUUGUUGAUGAAGAGCGGACCUUACUUCCAUACGUGGUCAAGAUACCAAAGGACAAACAAUUGAAGUUGGCAAAGAUAAUUGAGGUAUGUAUGAUCUUGGUACCCAAGUUAACUUUG